AUUGUACGGUGGCACAUGUGGUGGACGGAGUUCGACUGGAUCGAAGCAGCAGUUUCAAGAAGACCGAGUGACAGGAAGCUCCACCCUGCGUAUCCUGGAGGAGGAAAUACAACUCCGCAGUGUUCUUUCAGCAAGGCGGUACAGCGAGGAAGUACAUACUCAGUAUUGAAGUGCAGCUCGUAUGUCGCAGUCUCUGUUAAUCAAAUACCCUUCACUGUGGUCAGAUUUAUAGGAUUGUGUUGAGCAGCAUAUAAACAGCGUUAGGCAAGUCAUGUCUGACAACCUACGACUCAUAACGGAGCAUUCUACUGAUGUAGAGAAAGAUGGGAUGAAUCUGGACAUCGACCACCUCCAGAGUGCUGCAGAGGCAAGACUGACGCAGCCUGACAUACAGUCAGGUGAUAUUGUGGUGAAUCUCCAGGAUUGCAGAGACGGCAUCACCACGUCAACUGAUAACCUAGCUGGGCCUCUUGAAACUUUUGCAGCUAUUGAAACCAAUAUGGAAAGUUUAACAUCAGGUGGUAUGCCCGCUGCUGAACAUGCUGCUGGUAUCAGUGACAUGGAUGGCACAGAGGACACAGGACAUAGGCCUUGCAUCAGCAGCAGCAGGCUUAGUGUGUCGUCUGUAAUCAGGGCACCUGAUACAAAUAAAUAUUCAGGAUGGUUCCAGUGCUCAGACUGUGGACAGAAGGUCAAGGGGAAGGCAAAGUUGAGGUCUCAUGUGAUGCUCCUCCACAAUGGAAGCAAGGGUUCCUCAGUGACUCAGACAGUGUUGCAGAGAAAGACAUCUUGGCUCAAGUGUGGAGUGUGUGGAGAAAGAGUCAGGGGAAAGAAAAAUCUCAGCUUGCAUGGCUUCUUCGCCCACAAAGGACAGACAAGAAUAAAGAACAUUGUUAAGAAAAUGAGACUUUGUUCAUCGAUAAAUUCUGCUCAUAGCACCGUGGUGACAGAUUCCACAAGUCAUUGUAAUAAUUCUGUUACAAAGUCCAAGACAGAUUUUAAACACCUCAGACUUGGACCUUGGUUCAAGUGUCGGAGCUGUGAGCAUAUUUUCAAAGGAAGGUCACAGCUACAGGAGCAUGUUCGACUGAAACACCAAGAUUUGAAUCCAACUCAUGAGGUCCUGCCAAGCAUCCCCAAGGUUACACACUGUCCCAAAUCAGAUCAAAGUCAAGGAUCGGUGGACAGGAAAUUGAUGGAUGAUGCUGUGCCUGAACUUGUCCCAGAAUGCCCAGUUGAAAAUCGGAAUGUUGAGUCAGGUCUCGGCUUCAGUGAGCAGGAAUUGUUACGUAAAAAGCAUAGAAUUUGGUGUCAAUGUGACCUGUGUGGAAUCAAAGUGAAAGGGAGAAAGAGACUACAAAGACAUCUUAGUGAAUGUAAAUGUCGACAACAGAGUUUGCGAACUGAUCUUGGUGCAUCUGAGGCUUCUUGUACCGUGAAGCAUUGUUCGUGGUUCAAGUGUAAACAUUGUUGCGGUAACUUCAGAGGAAGAAAGACGUUUAUGCAACAUACACUCCUGUGUAUGAAAGCACUGGAAAAAAGCACAGCAUUGUGGCACAAGCUCUCCCACUGGAAACAGUGUGCCUGGUACAAAUGUACCGGAUGUCGGCUCUCAUUCAAAGGGAAGGAGAGAAUCAGACUGCACGCCUAUGAAUGUCUCACUCAGACUCAGACGGCCUGUCCCAGCAUUGAGACUGGUAGCCAGACUUUUGAAAAGAGAAGGUCAAAACAUAGCUGCAAAUGGUGUCACAAAGAGUAUCAACGAAGGAUAUUUUUAGAGAAACAUAUGAGUAAUUGUAAAGGGAGAUUACAGGAGGGAAAUCUUUCUGAGCUUCAAGAGAGUGUUGAAGAUGUACGGAGCAGGAAACACAGACUACGACAAGAGCAGGGUGAAGGAUGUCAGGUAGAGGAUGGUAGUGUUCCUGAUGGACAGGAUGAAUCGAAGGAUGAAUCGAGGUCACUCUCAGAUCGUCAGGCAUGCGAUAAAACAGAUGUGGAUAUUGAUGUCGCAAGUCAACAGACCUUGGUCUUUCUGCAAGAUGGUUCAUGGUACAAGUGUGAAAUCUGUGGCCAGAACUUGCGAGGGAAGGAACAGAUGAAGAGACAUUCACAUGAUCAGAAGAGUAAGAAAACUGAAAAUGAAAAAGUGGAAUCUGAAUUCCUUAGAGUUGGAACUUGGCACAAGUGUAAAGUGUGUGGGAAGAAAGUGCGAGGGAAAAAACAGCUGAAGAAUCAUUCACAUGAUCAGAAGAUUGUGAAGCCUGAAGACAAACAACAGGAAGUUCUUGAUAUCCCUUGUUUGGAAUCUGAAUUCCUACAAGUUGGUACUUGGCACAGGUGUAAAAUCUGUGGGAAAAACAUGCGAAGCAAAGAACAGGUGCAGAAUCAUUCACAUGAUCAGAAGAUUGUUAAAACUGGAGAUGAAAAACCAGAAUGUCCUAGCGCUAGUCCACCAUGUUUGGAAUCCAAUUUCCUACAAGUUGGAGUUUGGUACAGCUGUAAAGGCUGUGGCAAGAAGUUACAAGGCAGAAAGCAAAUGCAGGCACAUUCACAUUCACAGCUAAUUGACAAGAAGGUUCUGGGGGACAGGUUGGACAGUGACAUUCAGAAAGCUCCUGUGUCUUUGGAAGCUGACUUUGUUCAAACUGGUAGUUGGUACAAGUGUAGAUCAUGCCUUGUGCGGUUCAGAGGCAGACACAAUGCAGAGGUGCAUCAUCAUUACAAGAGCAGCCUAGGAGAUGGUAGAGAGGGCCACAAGGAGGUGCUUCCAGAACAUCAGCCAGAACUUAACCAGCAUUGCGGUGUUUCACAAGGACAGGAGGUCGUUUCAUAUCAUGAUGUACAACCAGCCAGUCACGAGGCUGGGCAGGACAUGCACCAAUCAGAAAGUGAUGUGCAAAGAAAUGGAGAAACUGUGCAGUAUGUGAACCAGACAGAGUCAUCAACUGUCCCUGAUAACUUGUAUGUACGGGACUACAUUAUUAAGGCUGGGAAGAAUUGGGAGUGUAGGAUUUGUUCAAAGAUGAUAAGGUCCUGGGUUGGUUCUUUCAAGCAUGUGAGGAGCCAUUUCACACGGACUACACUAGUUUGCAGCGUUUGUAACAAGUCAUUUUCGUCAUCUUGGAAUCGCAAGAAGCAUGAACAGAAACAUAUCAAAGGAAAUACCUCAUCAGCCCUGAAGAAAUGCAAUCUUAAGAAGUCCUCUCAUUCAGGUUCUCUGCAAAGGAAAAGUAUGGAUCCCUCAACUUUGAAGAAAAGAAACAAACAAAAAUCCUCAAAACCAAUAACAGCUUCUGACUACAGUCCUACAACUAAGGUGCUAAGACCUGGACUUGAGGAAGCUGUUGAUCAUGAAGAUGGGGCUGAGAAUGAGCUAACCAUGAGGAGCUGUGACGUGAACCCAAGUUCCAAAGAAUCUUUGUGGACAUCAUCUGCAGGGAACUCUGCUGCAGGUGCUUAUGUGGCAGAUGCUUACGUGAAAGGGGCUUCUGUGACAAAUGCUUCUGUGACAAAUCCUUCUGUGUCUAAUGCUUCUGUGACAAAUGCUUCAGUGACAAAUGCUUCUGUGACAAAUGCUUCAGUGACAAAUGCAUCUGUGACAAAUGUAUCUGUGGUAGAUGCAUCUGUGGUAGAUGCUUCUGUGACAAAUGCUUCUGUGGCAGAUGCUUCUGUGACAAAUGCUUCUGUAGAAGGUGCUUCUGGUGUAGAUGCUUACAUGAAAGGGGCUCCUGUAGUAGAUGCUUUUGUAACAAAUGUUUCUGUGAAAGGUACUUCUGUGACAGGUGACAAUUUGGAAGGUGCUGCUGAUGUAGAUGCUGUAGAGGGAGCUGAUGAAGAAACACCAACUCUGUCCUGUUAUCGGACAUCAGAAGAUACAUCUGGACCCCUUUGUUCUGACAAACGAGACAAAUGGAACAAGAAAAAAGCUUCAAAAGGAAUGAGGAGAAGAGACAAAACUCUGACAGUCAUGUAUCUAGAUAAUGAUUCCGCCACUGAUGUCUCGUUGGAUCAAAGCUACAAUUCAGAUAAGGAGAUGACCUCAGAACUGUGUAAUACAAGUGAAAAUGAAAGACUAUCAGUUGAGGAUGUUGAGUGUGACGAUUGGAUACUGUUUUCUGAGUAUGAGGAUGAUGGUCCUCAGGAGAAUGUUUGUAUUGAUGAAUUGUUUGAAGAGCAGCAAAAUAAAUCGGUGUCUGAUGGAACAAAGGUUUGUAGUGAUACCGAGUAUCAGAAGUUGUAUCAAGCAUUUUUAGAUAUGUCCUCAGAGAUGAAUGGGGACCCACAAGUACAGAAGAACAACAACCAAGAGCAUAUGGACGUUGUAUCCAUGAAUAGCCUUAACUUGAAUGUUGGCUUGUCUGAUGAAAUUGAUCAUUGCCAUACCAAAACAUUGCUGGAAAGGGCAGACACUCCCUCUCCUGUUGGUGAGGCCAUAGGCUUGAAUGGGUCACAGUUCAAAAAGGAUGCUAUGGUCCAAGACACAGACUUAAUCAUGACUGACAUCUGCAGACACCCAGACAUGGCUUGGAGUGAUGAUGAGAUUCCUCCAACUGAAAACCCUGUAGACAUGAGCAUGGAUUAUGAGACACACAGAAGGAAAGAAGGAACACUGAACAUCUCCAGAAGAAGAAUUUCACAAGAUGGCAACAAGAGGUCCAAAAGGUCACUGAUUCAUUCUGAGAUGUCUGUGUUGCAAGAAAGAUUUGAUUCCAAGGAUUCUGCAAAAGUCAAAAAGAAAAACUUUUCAAACAGUGUACAUGGUAACAAAAUUGCAACAAACACUAAAUGUAAGAUGAAUACAAUUUGUAAACCAAAGAAAUGCUAUGAUAAGUUUAGGUUCCAACUGAUGACAUCAGGAGAUGGUGCGAGAUGGAGGAAACGGAAACAAGUGGCACCAAAGCAAUGUGCAGGUGAAAUGGGUUAUACACAGAUUUCUAAUGAUGGCAGAACUCUGGAAGGUCAUGGUCGCAAGGCCAUUUUGCAAUGUUCAAGAACAAGUUCUGGACAGAUGGUCUUCGGGGAAAUGUCAGCUCCUGUUAUUGAUAGAAAGAAGCCAACUCGGUAUAAGACCGGGAAUGAAUUCUUUCUGCCAGAACAAAAGAUGUUUGCUAAGAGACAAGAAGAGAAAAGACAUUUAAAAGAUGGUUUGGGUGGUGGUGACACUGUGUACGGAGGUGGGCAAGGGAGGUCAGUGAAGGAUUCCUGUAGGCAAGUCUGUGACAGAUCUGCAGACAGAGGUGGGCAAGGGAGGUCAGUGAAGGAUUCCUGUAGGCAAGUCUGUGACAGAUCUGCAGACAGAGGUGGGCGAGAGAGGUCAAUAAGUGUUUCCUGUAGUCAAGUCUGUGACAGAUCUGCAGACAGAGGUGGGCGAGGGAGGUCAGUGAAGGAUUCCUGUAGUCAAGUCUGUGACAGAUCUGCAGACAGAGGUGGGCGAGGGAGGUCAGUGAAGGAUUCCUGUAGGCAAGUCUGUGACAGAUCUGCAGACAGAGGUGGGCAAGGGAGGUCAGUGAAGGAUUCCUGUAGUCAAGUCUGUGACAGAUCUGCAGACAGAGGUGGGCAAGGGAGGUCAGUGAAGGAUUCCUGUAGUCAAGUCUGUGACAGAUCUGCAGACAGAGGUGGGCAAGGGAGGUCAGUGAAGGAUUCCUGUAGUCAAGUCUGUGACAGAUCUGCAGACAAAGAUCAAGAAUCCAGGCAGGGAAGAUUUGUCUGUUCACUCUGUUACAAGGCAUUUGCUUCGGAGACGGUUGCUGUUGAUCAUCUGAAGCAACAUUCACGCCACAGGAAGAACAGAGCGAGAAACAUUCGCAAGAAAACCAUCUUCAAUGUCAUGUUCAAGAAACAUUGCAGAGUUUGUCAGAGAGUAUUUUCGAAUCAAGUAGACCUCAAACGACAUGAACACAGCCAUUCAGUGGAAGACACAGUCGGGAAGUCGAAGGAUGUGAGGUGUGAGGUCUGUGGGGAGGUGUACAGGACACAGCUGCUCCUGGACCAGCACAAGGUCGGCCAUCAGGUGUGGCUGAAGUGCUCUCACUGCAACUUGUACUUCGCCCAGGUCACCGAGCUGCAUCAGCAUUGCAUGGUGGCCAGACACUUUGUGUGUGAAUGUGGGGAGGCAUUUAUCAGUUAUGCUAAGUUGGAUAUGCACAAAUAUGACUGCAUGUACACUAACUAAGAGUUAAUACACUACAGUGAAGCUGUGUUAAUCUGGACGGCUGGGAUCUAUGUAAAAUAAACUAACGUAGUGUACUAGCAAAUUCCUGGCAUGACAAAUCAUUGUCACUUUACUGUCCUUUGUAUGUAUACAUGUAAAGGGUAAUUGUCUGUAAAGCGAGGUUUCUGGAUUGACAAGGUCCAGGCUAACCAGGCUUCACUGUGUAUGAAUACCAAAAUCACUGUUUAAGAGCCCUGCUCUUACAAGCAUCCCUUGAAGAUAAAUUCGCAAGUAAACCUUAUGAUUAAGGUUAAAAAUUUACAUGAUGGUCUGUAUUUUCUGUUAUUAUUGCAGAGUUAUUUGCUGAAAAAGCAUUGUAGAAGGGGUACAUAUUGCCCAGUUACUGUUAUAACAAUCUGAUUAAAAUCAGAUCUUAGUUCUCGCUAUCGCUAAACAAAGAUCUGAGGACAUCCCAUUACGGGUCACAUCAGAAUGACCUUUCAUCCGACCAAUCAAAGUGUUGCUUACCAGAUCA
Molecule: messenger RNA, 6686 nt
Organism: Haliotis rufescens (red abalone)
Lineage: Eukaryota; Metazoa; Mollusca; Gastropoda; Lepetellida; Haliotidae
Exons: 2
Coding region: 272-6172 (1966 amino acids)
Biological process (GO): regulation of transcription by RNA polymerase II
Cellular component (GO): nucleus
Molecular function (GO): RNA polymerase II transcription regulatory region sequence-specific DNA binding; DNA-binding transcription factor activity, RNA polymerase II-specific
Source: RefSeq, a predicted model, not a curated record